Molecule: messenger RNA, 1170 nt
Organism: Dujonia railenensis
Lineage: Eukaryota; Fungi; Ascomycota; Pichiomycetes; Serinales; Debaryomycetaceae
Source: the annotation of a GenBank genome assembly
AUGGCGCCAUCAGUUGGCAGUAGCUCUUCUUUCACUAAGAAGGGCACCAUGACCACUAUAUGUGCUGCUGCCACGUGCGGAAAGGAAACAGAGUCGGCAUUGAAAUGUCCCAUUUGCUUGAAAGAAGGAAUUUCCUGUGCCUAUUGUGAUCAAAACUGCUUCCGUAGCAGCUGGAACAUCCAUAAGGCCAUCCACAAGAACGAAGAUGGAUCAGAUACCACCUACGAUCCUUUCGCCACUUUCUCUUACACUGGUAGUUUGAGAGCAUCGUACCCAUUGAGCCGUAGGAGGGAAGUGCCAAAGCACAUCAAAAGACCAGAUUACGCCCAAGCGGGGCGACCCAUCAGCGAGAUCAAGAACGAUAGAUUGGGUAAAUUUAACAUCUUGUCUGGGAAGGAUUUGGAAAAGAUUAGAAAAGUUGGUAAGAUGUCUAGAGAGAUCUUAGACAUAACAGCUUCUCACAUAAGACCUGGCAUUACUACCGACGAAUUGGAUGCUAUUUUGCACAAGGAAUGUGUGAAGAGAAACGCAUACCCAUCACCUUUAAACUACUAUAACUUCCCUAAGUCCUUUUGCACAUCAGUAAAUGAGGUUAUCUGUCACGGUAUACCUGACAACACGGCCUUGAAAGAUGGAGACAUCAUUAACCUAGAUGUGACCAUCUAUUAUCUUGGGUUCCACUCUGACCUCAAUGAAACCUACUACGUCGGAGACAAGGCCAAAUGUGACAAAGAUACAGUAAACUUGGUUGAGACUACCAGGGAGUCAUUGCAGUUAGCUAUAGACACAGUUAAGCCGGGACUAGCCUUUCGAGAUUUGGGUAAUACGAUUGAAGAGCACGCCACAAAGAAUGGAUGCUCUGUCGUUCGGUCCUUCUGUGGGCAUGGGACCAACCAAAACUUUCAUUGUCGUCUUCCAAAUAUCCCACACUAUGCCAAGAAUAAGGCAGUUGGUAUUGCCAAACCGGGAAUGGUUUUCACCAUUGAACCAAUGUUGUGCAUUGGAACUUACAGGGAUGUGACUUGGCCUGAUGGCUGGACAGCAGUCACGCAAGACGGUAAGUACUCUGCUCAGUUUGAGCAGAUGUUGUUGGUGACCGAGGAUGGGUGUGAGAUAUUAACCGCCAGAACAGAAACUUCUCCCGGUGGAGCAAUCCCCAGACUUGAUUAA